Molecule: messenger RNA, 2708 nt
Organism: Eleginops maclovinus (Patagonian blennie)
Lineage: Eukaryota; Metazoa; Chordata; Actinopteri; Perciformes; Eleginopidae
Product: ADP-ribosylation factor-like protein 3
Exons: 6
Coding region: 1753-2301 (182 amino acids)
Biological process (GO): cilium assembly
Cellular component (GO): microtubule cytoskeleton; cytoplasm
Molecular function (GO): GTP binding; GTPase activity
Source: RefSeq, a predicted model, not a curated record
GAAAUAGAAUGUACAUGUCAAAUAAACUAGGCAAAGCUAAAACAGAAUGUAAAAUUAAAUACUGUACAAUAAUAAAUAAAAUAAAAACGUAUGUAGUAAUAAACAACAGACAAAAGACACUGAUAUUUAUAUUUCAUAAAAGUCUCAAUGCUAUAACAACCAUCAAUGCUAAAUGUUGCAAACGGUACAUUAAAAUGGUGAAUUACUACAACAUUAAGUUGUAAUUUAAAUACGUGUGUGAGAGUUAUGGGUGGAAAUAGAAGACACUAACGUCACUGUAACUGGCCAAACGAGGUCAGCAUGUUACGCCAAUAAACCUUAAUGUACAUACAAAUGUUACAUUCACAUUGUAAGUGUACCAAUAUUUUCAACAUUUUAAGCCUAAAAUGUAAAUAGUGUUUCUCAGCAGGAAACCAACCCGGACAAACUGGUACUGUCUUCCCUAGUAUCAUCAACUACUGAUAAACACGUCAAUUUGCCGGGUACCAGCUAGCACAACGGCUAACGUUAAUCUUGAUACCCUUGGUUAAAACUGUCAAAUUGAGGUAAUACAACCCAGCCAUGUAUUUUGGAGUAAAAACUUAAAUAAUCAAACUGUCGAAAUAUAAAUCAAAACUUUGCCUAACUGACGUCAUCGGCAGGAUACAGUAGCGAACCGUGCCCCGUUUUCUUUGUGGAGGAGACAAAAAGGAUCGGCUAAAGGCCUUCCCCCACCCGGGAGCAGCGGCAUUGGCUUGAAGCCUCGGCCGACCCUGGGUGCUCUAGCGGCGGCUUACCUGCACUAGACAGGUCCCGGUACAAAGAAGACCUACAAUGGAUCCCAGUGCUUUCUGCGGCAUCUUGCUGGGGUGUCGGCCGUUAACACGACAGGAAUCAUAAAGCAGUCGGUCAAAGAGAUGACUUGUCGAGGGGUACUGCAGGUUAAGUCUUCCGUCUGUCGUACUCGGACAUGUUUUUGUUGUUCCUUGACUCAGAGACAGCACAACUGUAGUAACGACAAAUGACUGCAAAUGGACUCUAGAGGGCGCUGUAUGUGCGUGUGUGAAAAUGUAUGAACUCACAAUCAAAGAUCAAUUCCUAUUAUUAAUCCUUCAAAUUAAUUUAUCACAAGGAGGUGUGAGUUGAUAUACAUCAUGCAACAUAUGUGACAUAUGCUACCUACAUUUGGAAACAGCAGAGCACCUGGUGUAUGCUUGUCACACAGUUGGAAACAUGGAAAUCAUUGCAAGACAGGAUGAGCAUGAGCUCCAAAACCAUACAAACUUCUUCUACUUCAAAACUAAUUAUUAAGGAGUUAUCUUGAGGAACAAACUUGAUGCAUUUGUUAUUAAAAAUUAUAAUAUAACAUUAAAAUGUUAUAAAAUCCAAAAAUAAUGACAUUGGUAAAAACGAUUUCUCUGUAUUUAGCAAAUGUACGGUUUAAAAAAAGGUAAAAUGCACCAAGGCCAGGAAACUACAAUCUAAUGUCUUAAUAGAAAUUAUUCUAGGCUCUAUCUCAAAUCAUAAUUUUGCUUAAAAAAUGCCAAUAUUUCAAGCAAUGUUUUUCAUUCCCCUUAAAAGGGUAAAUAUAAACAUUUAUAUAAAUGUCGGUUUUGUGACGAGACACCCAGCUGUCACGUUGUUAACUCUGACGUCUCUCUUCUCCUGGCAACAGAAGUUAACAGCUGUUCUUCCAGGAAGCAUGGGUUAGAAAGAUGUUAAUCCUCUCAGUCUGAACAAAGGGCCACAGCACCAACAGCACCUGAGGAUAACAUGGGCCUGUUGUCCAUUCUUCGGAGGCUGAAGCAGACCCCAGAACAGGAGGUGCGCUUAUUGCUGCUGGGCUUGGACAACGCUGGCAAGACCACUCUGCUGAAACAGCUGGCGGCAGAAGAUAUCAGCCACAUCACCCCCACACAAGGUUUCAAUAUAAAGAGUGUUCAAUCAUCUGGCUUCAAGCUAAAUGUUUGGGACAUAGGAGGUCAGCGCAAGAUCCGCCCCUACUGGAGGAAUUAUUUUGAGAACACAGACGUAUUGAUCUAUGUGAUUGACAGCUCAGACAGGAAAAGGUUUGAAGAGACAAGUCUGGAGCUGGCUGACUUGUUAGAGGAGGAAAUGCUCGCUGCUGUGCCACUGCUGGUUUUUGCCAACAAGCAGGAUCUGAUGACUGCCACCCCAGCGUCUGAGCUGGCAGAAUGUCUCAGUCUGCACACGAUCCGAGAUCGCAUGUGGCAGGUCCAGGCCUGCUCAGCAGUCACAGCUGAGGGAUUGCAGGACGGCAUGACCUGGGUUUGCAGAAAUAUAAGAUUUCGGAAGAAAUAAUUCAGGCAGAAAACAUUAUCUAUGAAGAAUUGCAGUUGCACUUUACAUUUGACCUACAGUGAUCUCAUGCAUGGUACAAGGAGGCGACAGAAUGUGUUUCUUUUUAUUUUAUGAAACUACCUCUUUUGUCCUUCUGUUGUAAAAGUUAUCAAUGCAGUGAUGUUAAGGGAUCUUAACUUUUUCAAUGCAUAUGUUGAAAUGUAUAUACUGUAUAUAGGAAGGUGUUUUAUUCUAACAGCUGGUUCUGCACACAAUUUAUUUUUGUAAUAUGGUCAUUUUAAUGUAAUUCAUUUGUAGGCAUUCACUGUCUGAAUAAAAAUCAGUACAAUUCAGUAUUCUGUGUAGUGGAGUCAUGACUGAUAGGUGUCGUAAGGCUGUGGAUCCCUCAUCUUAAAGCUAGAGGGCGG